CUGGCCGUGGCCGAGCACGUGCGGUACGAGAGCACGGGCCCGGCCCUGUGCACCAUCGUCUUCCUCUUGGUCUACUUCUUCGGCAUGGCCAGCUCCAUCUGGUGGGUUAUCCUGUCCCUCACCUGGUUCCUGGCCGCUGGCAUGAAGUGGGGCAAUGAGGCCAUUGCAGGCUAUGCCCAGUACUUCCACCUUGCUGCUUGGUUGCUGCCCAGCAUCAAAUCCAUUGCGGUGUUAGCGCUCAGCUCUGUGGAUGGGGACCCCGUGGCUGGCAUCUGCUACGUGGGCAACCAGAGCCUUGAGAAUCUGCGGGGUUUUGUGCUGGCCCCCUUGCUCAUCUACCUGGCCAUUGGCUCCAUGUUCCUGCUGGCUGGUUUCGUCUCGCUCUUUCGCAUCCGGAGUGUCAUCAAGCAGCAAGGGGGGCCCACCAAGACACACAAGCUGGAGAAGCUCAUGAUCCGCCUGGGCCUCUUCACCGUGCUCUACACGGUGCCUGCUGCCAGCGUGGUGGCUUGCCUCUUCUACGAGCAGCACAAUCGCCCCCACUGGGAAGCCACUCACAACUGUCCCUGUCUGCGGGACCAGCAGCCUGACCAGGCCCGCCGCCCAGACUAUGCAGUCUUUAUGCUCAAGUACUUCAUGUGCCUGGUGGUGGGCAUCACCUCGGGAGUGUGGGUCUGGUCUGGAAAGACUCUGGAGUCCUGGAAAGCACUCUGCACCCGCUGCUGCUGGGCCAGCAAAGGGACUGCAGUUGCAGUGGCUGGGAGCAUCGGAGCCAGUGGGGGAGGCGGGGGCAUAGGGUCNGGGGGGGGCGGGGGCUGGGGGUUGGCUCCCACUGUGGGGGGCCGGGGGGGGGGAGGCGGGUCCAUGUACAGUGAUGUCAGCACCGGUUUGACCUGGAGGUCUGGCACUGCCAGUUCAGUUUCAUACCCCAAACAGAUGCCCUUGUCUCAGGUGUAAGAGCCGGAGUUGGGGGAGGAAGGGGUGCAGCCCAUCUCUCCUUGAGAAGGAACUUCAGGCCUCCCUAGGACAGGGCUACUGCUAGAGGCUUCCAAGUGCCAGCCCAUCGUCCUCAGCCUCUUCCUCUAACUCCUUCUCAGUCAGUCCUUCCCUUAUCAAGAAGCUGCAUGUUUCUGUGUUGUUGGUACAGGAAGUUUCUCAAGACAAGAAUUGCCUUACAUGUCUUCAACCAGCACGAGACCUUUUGCCCAGUAGGGCCUCUCUGCUCUUUCUCCGUCCAUCAAAUCUUGAUACAACAUCAAGGAACGUCUCUCUAAUUGAACUGCAGGGGUGGAGGAGGCUCUAAAGAAUUUCCUUUUUUAACCAUGCCAACAACAACAAAAACUGGCAGAUGCCUUAAAAUCAUGUGCUCAAAUCAUGUCUUAAUUGUACACCCCAAGUAAAUACGGGUUUCUUAUGUUAAAGGAUGUAUUUAUAUAAUUAUUUGGUACCUUGUACAAAAUGUGUAAAAUAUGUAUAUAUUCCAAAUGCUAUACAGUCUGUAAAUUUCUUUUGUUUAAAGAAAAAGUUUAGAGGCUUACCACCACUGCUCCCACCUAAGAGCAAAAAUUUGAGUAUUCUAUUUUGUCAAUAAAAUAAUGUUAAAUGAU
Python bivittatus (Burmese python) is the source of this 1607-nucleotide messenger RNA. The record is from RefSeq and is a predicted model, not a curated record. NCBI's taxonomy places the organism in Eukaryota, Metazoa, Chordata, Lepidosauria, Squamata, Pythonidae.